AUGGUUUCUGGUAGUCCUAAAGGCCAACACCUAGACAUAGUCAAGCAAACUGGUAUGUCGGUGAUGGAUUAUAUUCAAUUUCGAUUUUUAUAUAACAUCACUGAGAGUAAAGACGGAAACAUAACAAAAUUUGUGUAUAUUGAAGACUACAAACAGAACAUGUCAUGGAUUAAUUAUUUUAAAAUACAAGAGUGUGAGACGUUUCCUCUGCCAAAUGGGAGUGAGCCGGCAAGCAGGUGUACUUCAGAUAAUGCACAAUAUCUCGGUCAAUUCAAUACCCCUGGUGACGUGCUAGUUAAUAGGUGGAAGUAUAAAUACCAAUUUUACGUACAAAAGGAAGAAAAGACACUAGAAUUUACCGUGAACGGAUGUAUACUAACUGGGAGCGUCUUCGUUG
Anneissia japonica is the source of this 397-nucleotide messenger RNA. RefSeq lists its product as uncharacterized. The transcript is spliced from 3 exons. The record is from RefSeq and is a predicted model, not a curated record. The annotation marks the transcript as partial. NCBI's taxonomy places the organism in Eukaryota, Metazoa, Echinodermata, Crinoidea, Comatulida, Comatulidae.